CUGCCCAACGGCAACUGGGAGGAAUCUCAGGGCGAGAGCGCAAUCUUGAAAACGACACAAAUAACUCUUGCCUUCCCGCUGGCCGUUGUGUACCCCCUGCAGGCGAGGGCAAGACGAUGCUGCUGUUCCUGGCCUUCUGCCUGGCCAUAGAAGGGCCCUUCACCAACAUCCUGCGCAACUUCACGCGCAGCGCGGAGGCCGUUUGCUGCGGCGCCGAACUCGCCCUCAACCAGACAGCCGAGAUGGUGCAGCGCGCCAAGCAACCCCUCCUGAACGCCUUGCAGAAGAUCAAGGACAUCGCGCGGAAGGCCAAAGUGGUGGGCGACCGCGUGCGGAAACUCUUCAGCUCCGUCAUGGACGCCGUCAAUCACGUCGCCCGCUGCCUGCGCAACGUCUGGUACUGGCUGGUGCAUUUGGGGGAGAUCUGCAACCUGGAGAUGGGGGCCCCCUACAAGAAGUGCGUGGCCCUCUUCGAGAAGGCCAAGGACGAGUGCAUGCGGGUCGUGCCCUUGCUCUUCAUCUUCUGCUACGUCGUCCUGCUCUUCAAGUACCUCUGCGGCCUGGCCAACCUCCUCCUCGUCUUCUGCAUCAUCCCCAACUACAUUGUCCCGUUCCUGCGCCAAAAAGUGGCCGAACCCAUUGUGGGCGUCCUGAAGCGCAUCCGGGGCGAGUUCGAGUUCAACCUGACCACCAUCAACACCUACGACGUGACGGUCAACGCCAGCAAGAGCCUCUCGCAGGUGGCCGCCGACAUCAUGGAGGACGUGGGCAACCGCCUGCAGCCGGCCAGGGAGGCCAUCGGGAUGUUCGGCUACGUCUCCUCCUUCAUCAUCCUCUUCGUCUACAUCAAGGCCUUGAUGUACCGGAAGCGCUACUUGCAGGACGACGGCUACGACAACAUCUACAUCACGAGGCCCUUCCUGGAGAUGGACGCCAUGCGCCGGAGGCUCAAGAGGCCCACCGUCCUGCCGCUCUCGUCCAAGGAGAGCGGCCGCUACAUCCGCCCCGCCUCGCUGACCCUGCCCCGGAAGGAGCAGCUCCGCUACGCCUUGUCCCUGGUCUCCAUCUGCCGGCAGAUGAUGGUGGUCAUCCUCCUCAUCGCGGCCGACUACUCCAUCUUCUGGCUCUUUGACCUGGUGCGUUAUCAGCUGCAAGGGGAGGUCGUCGCGAGAGCCCCAGUGACCAUGACGGUGGACGUGGAAGGGUCCGGCUACUCGGGAGAGAUGUACCGGGACAUGGUCUCCUCCUUCUCGGUGCUGCAGCAAGGAAACGUCAGCGUCCUCUCCCACCGCUGCCUCCUGCGCCCCUCCGAGCCCGACUACCACGGAUACGCCGUCCUCGGCAUCCUGUACGGCAUCUGCUUCUUCACGGCCAUCUUUGGAGUCUACAUCCAGCGCCUGCAGCGUGUCGUCUGCGCCUGGUACUAUCCCUCCCGCGAACGAGAGCGCAUCUCCUACCUCUACAACACCAUCCUGACCCGGCGGACCGGCUUGGCCUCGGCCAUCAUGAAGGCCAUUCGGCACCGGUCGGCAGACGGAGGCCACCAGAACAUCCUCCUCAUCUUUGCCGCCAAGUUCCCCAUCUGCAAGUGGCUAGCAAAGAAGCUGGGCGUCCACGCCUCGUACUGCAUGGGCUGCGGGAAGAUCCGGGACGGAGAGGCCAGCGAGGACUUUGUGACCUGCAGCACCCCCUCCUGCCAAGGGAUCUACUGCUCCGGCUGCUAUCAGUACCUGAACAACACCUGCUCCGUCUGCAUGGCUCCCCUCACCUUCCAGGGCGACAUGGACGAGGAAGUGUAGGCCCACUUUCUGCCCUUUUCCCCAGCUUGGGUUAUACUGUAUUUAUAUUUAU
Molecule: messenger RNA, 1851 nt
Organism: Anolis sagrei ordinatus
Lineage: Eukaryota; Metazoa; Chordata; Lepidosauria; Squamata; Anolidae
Source: RefSeq, a predicted model, not a curated record